AUGUCGAAAAAAGCAGCUGUAGCCGCGGCUGUGAACGAGGAGGCGGUAGUCCGAGCCCAGCCCCAGGUCACGGUAAACACGGUCAGUGCUGCCUCAGAUAAAGUCUUGUGGUCGUCAGGGCUGUACGACUGCAUGAAGGACAUCAAAAUCUGUCUGUGUGGCACCUUCUGCCCCUGUAUCCUGGCAUGCAACGUAGCUGAGGGUUUUGGGGAGUGCUUGCUGCUGCCCUGUCUAAGCGGGACCCUGAUGGCAAUACGCACUGGGAUGAGAGAGAGGCACCACAUAGCAGGCACAGUGUGCAAUGACUGGGUGGCGUUUACUUGCUGUACUCCGUGUGCUUUGUGCCAGCUUGCCAGGGAGAUGAAGUCCAGAGGAAUGGCGUGAGGAAGAGUUCCACUUUGUCUGUCUUCGUCUCCGUCUCCUGAUGCAAGCCAGCAAUCACUGGUAACGGCUGAGUUAAUCUCCCAACUGCAGCUCCUGUACAAAGUAUCGUGCGGUGUAACUGUAGUCCAGUAAAGCAGCGUACAGCUAUGGCUAAAAGUUUAGCAUCACCUACAAUUUUAAGAUUGAAACCCCCAAAAAAAUAUAUGUAUAUGAACAUAAUU
Acipenser ruthenus (sterlet) is the source of this 605-nucleotide messenger RNA. Its product is annotated as cornifelin homolog A-like. The record is from RefSeq and is a predicted model, not a curated record. Lineage: Eukaryota; Metazoa; Chordata; Actinopteri; Acipenseriformes; Acipenseridae. Gene Ontology annotation, cellular component: cornified envelope.